Octodon degus (degu) is the source of this 1314-nucleotide messenger RNA. It is a transcript of the gene Dnase1, whose product is annotated as deoxyribonuclease 1. Bases 11 to 1099 code for a protein of 362 amino acids. Gene Ontology annotation, biological process: DNA catabolic process. NCBI's taxonomy places the organism in Eukaryota, Metazoa, Chordata, Mammalia, Rodentia, Octodontidae. Gene Ontology annotation, cellular component: nucleus. The transcript is spliced from 10 exons. Gene Ontology annotation, molecular function: DNA nuclease activity. The record is from RefSeq and is a predicted model, not a curated record.
CGUGGCUGUGAUGCUUGGACCAACCCAACUGAAUAUCAACUCACGUUCACGUCAUUUUCUAGAGGCAGCUUCUGAUGUGGAGCAGCUCACCACUGCCAAGCACCACCAAGGGCUUGAGUUUCCAGCGUCAAGGGCAUCUGCAGAAGGCCUGGAGAGGGGCUGGCAGCCAGGCACAGCUCAGAGGGCAGCAAAAGAAUAUCCCAGAUUCUCGGCUGAAUUUCCACUGCUUCUGCAUCUCCUUGGGAUGAUGGGCACAAGAUCAGUGGCAGUGCUGUUUGCCCUUGCCGGCUUGCUGCAGGUGGCUGUGCCCCUGAAAAUUGCAUCCUUUAAUAUCCGGACUUUUGGGGAGACCAAGAUGUCCAAUGCUACCCUCUCCAACUACAUUGUGCAGAUCCUGAAGCGCUACGACAUCGCCCUCAUCCAGGAGGUCAGGGACACCUACCUGGCGGCCGUAGGGAAGUUGCUGGAUGAACUCAAUCGGGAUGUACCAGAUACCUAUCGCUUCGUGGUCAGUGAGCCGCUGGGACGCAACAGCUAUAAGGAGCAGUACCUUUAUGUAUUCAGGCCUGACCAGGUGUCCGUGCUGGACAGCUACCAAUACGAUGAUGGCUGUGAGCCCUGUGGGAAUGAUACCUUCAGCCGUGAGCCCGCCAUUGUCAGGUUCUCCUCCCCAUUCACACAGGUUAGAGAUUUUGCCAUCAUCCCCCUGCAUGCAGCUCCAACAGACGCAGUGGCCGAGAUUGAUGCCCUCUACGAUGUCUAUCUAGAUGUUCGGCAGAAGUGGGGCCUGGAGGACAUCCUGUUGAUGGGUGAUUUCAACGCUGGCUGCAGCUAUGUGACUGCUUCGCAAUGGCCCUCCAUCCGCCUUCGCACGAGCCCCAUCUUCCAGUGGCUAAUCCCUGACACUGCUGACACCACGGUGACAUCUACGCACUGUGCCUAUGACAGGAUUGUGGCUGCAGGAUCUCUGCUCCAAAGCAGAGUUGUUCCAGACUCAGCUGCUCCUUUUGACUUCCGGGCGGCAUAUGGACUGACUCAAGAACUCGCUGAAGCCAUCAGUGACCACUACCCAGUAGAAGUGAUCCUGAAGACAGCCUGACACCCACGGGCAGCACAGCCAGCUGGGUCCUCUUUGGUAGCUACUGACCCACAGCACAGCAGGCACAGUGCCCCUUUCCCCACUUUGGUGGGGGCCAUCAAGCAUGGGCAGUCACUGCAGCAUUCUACCUUCUCAGAACCUGGACAAAAGAGCUAACAUGUGGAUUAAGAAAUAGCUUUUAAUUGAGGUAAAUAAAGCUCACGGUGGUGGUCACA